AGGACACACUAAUAAAACCACCCCAUCUGACAGUGUCAAUAGACGUGCACGUACAUGUACAUGUAGCUGAUGAGACGUCGUUGCUGCAGUGCUACUGCUAGUGGACCGUCACCUCGUGAUCCAGGAGGGAAAAAUCUUAAGGCCUGCAAUCAGAAGAGGACGUGUAACUGCCUAUAAUUUUUAAAGAUAAAGACAGGAAGAUUGACAAGAAACCCAAAUGAGGAACAUACAGGUCUUGUUGCUUGUGCUGGCUGUCUCUGUUUGCUACUCUGCUGCUGCACCAAGUGCGAGGGAUGAUAAAAGCGUCCACUGGGCAUUGCUGGUAGCUGGCUCUAGUGGUUGGGGCAACUACAGACAUCAGGCUGAUGUUUGCCAUGCCUACCAGGUCCUGCAUAACCAUGGCAUUCCAGAUGAGAACAUUGUGGUCAUGAUGUACGAUGACAUUGCCCGCAAUGAAAACAAUCCUCAUAAGGGUGUAAUCAUCAACAGACCCAAGGGACCAAAUGUGUACACCGGGGUGCCUAAGGACUACACUGGAGAACAAGUGACUCCCAAGAACUUUCUGGCAAUUCUCCAAGGGGAAAAGGCUGCAAUGCAAGGCAUUGGCAGUGGCAAGGUCAUCGCCAGUGGACCAAAUGAUAAUGUCUUUGUCUUCUUCUCUGAUCACGGAGCCACAGACCUGAUCGCAUUCCCUUCCUCCACGCUCUCCGAAAAGGAAUUGCAAGGUGCUUUGGAGAAGAUGGCAGCUGCAAAGAAAUUCAAAAAGUUGGUGUUCUACCUGGAGGCCUGCGAGUCAGGGUCGAUGUUUGACAGCUACAAGAUUGAUAACAUCUACACGACCACUGCCUCAAGUCCGGACGAAUCGUCGUAUGCUUGCUACUUUGACCAAGAUCUGGAAACAUACCUCGGAGAUGUGUACAGCGUGAAGUGGAUGGAGAACUCUGAUAAAGCCGACUUCAGCAUAGAAACUCUCUUGCAGCAGUUCAAAAUUGUGAAGACAGAGACCAACACCAGCCACGUCCACAAAUACGGGGAUAUGUCGUUCGAUAAGGACCAUCUUGGGGAGUACCAAGGGAAAGGCCCAAAGAUUGAACUGGACAAGAGUGCAAAGCUAACACCGGUGCCACUGGAUGCUGUGCCAAGCCCAGAGGUUCCCAUGGCGAUCUUGCAUCGCCGUUUAAUGGCUGCUCGGGAUCCACGGAAACGCAGCGAGAUACUGAAAGAGAUCACUACCCUUGGACAGUCCCAACAAGCAAUGGUGUCGGUUCUGCAAGCCACUGUCAAGACCGUCCUGAACGACAAUGGAGACCGGUUUGAUCAGGUCAUGACCCGGCAUGGUGUCCAGGUCACUAACUGGGACUGCUACAAGACUGCCGUCGACCACUUCUCGGAGAAGUGCUUCCCCUUCAAAAAGCAUGACUAUGCUCUGUCGCUGAUGUACAUCUUGGCCAACCUGUGCGAGGAACAAGUGCCAACACAGUUGAUCACCACUGCCCUGGAUAUGCAGUGCAAGUAAGAGCUCAGACCAGAAAGCCUGUGUUUGUGCCAGAGCCAUUGAUUUGACUUCGUGUACUCGCCCAAGGGAUAAUGAAGGCUAAUCGAGAGAUGGAAGAUCUUAAGCUAAGAUCAAGUACUGAAAUAAUCAUUUUUUUUUUUACAUUUUGUAAUUUUGCUGUGACUAAAAUGUUAUUCAAUGCCUCAUAUUAUUUGGGGGUGUGAUAAGGAAAUUCCAAUGAAUGUAUGAAUGUGUUGAAUGUGUAGAAUUCAAGGUAGAAGUAUUUUAAAUGCUCGUGUAUUCCGCUUUCCUGUGUGUAAACACAUUCUUCAGUUUUGUACCAGGGCUCCUAUGCAUCAUCCAAUACUUGGUAUUCUGCAGUUAUAUCCGAGUUGCUUAGUUUUCAUGUUGUGGUUGGUUUGUUUGCACAAUGUAUUGUGGCCAAAGGGUCUAUAGAUUGCACAAUGUAUUUUGGUGAAAGGUUUAUGGUAAUCUUUAAUGUUUCCCACUAUGUAGAGUUUAUAUGGAUUUUAUUUUUGUAGUUUCGUAUAUUCUGCUACUCAUGCACACGUACUAGUAUAAAAAAAAAACAAAAUAGAAUUCUGCCAUUUUUAAGUCAAAGUAGCUUUCUGCAAUUCCAGAGUUGCUUUUUUUCAAAGUAAUUUCCAACUUCCUGACUCCGAGUAUCUCUCUCCCCGGUGGUGUAGCAAAACAUGACUCUGUGCUCAGGUAUGUAAAUUGUGUGAGCCAGCAAGAUUGUAGCCCUCUUUAUACAGAACCUGUGUAGUUUUCCUCCCAUUAUUUGGUUUGUAGAGGCAGACCAAUAUGUAGAAGCUGUCUCAACACAGUCAUGUUCAUUUCUUGAUUCACUCCAAAAUUCAGGGAAACUGUCAAGAGGUAUGUAUUUCUUUACAAAAUAAACUAACUGGCUUUGCAAGCAUUCCAUGUUUGUGUUUUUGUCUUAGCAAAAAUGUUUGCACUGCUGAUAAUGGACAGGAAAAAAGUAGCAGACCAGUGUGGUUAUUAUUGUGAUUUCUGUUUGCCUGAAAAAGAAAUCCACCUUGAAAAAACAAAAGCUUUCUCUUUGAGCAGCUUUGAUAGAGAUCUUACGGCAAAUCCCACUGAGCCUGUGAAUGACCAGGAGGUCUCUCCGUAGUAAUAAAAAUAGUUCAAAUUUCCAAACCCAACCGGCCUUUCCAGCUCUGCAUGAAAAGUAACACAGAAGCCAGUGUCCAAAUGCUUCUCAGUAACAAAUGGUGUGCAGAAUCUUGGCUGGACGUGGCAUAUACUUUGGCAGGGCUCAGGGUAACAACACAAUUUAUCAGACACACUGUUAUUACUACAAUACCAUGCAUGAAGUUCCAUCACUUUAAGAUAAAAGAACAGCAAAGAUUUAAAUAUCUUUUUGUUUACCAGAAACUUUCCUUGAGCAAGUGUAUAGAAUUAUUGGCGGUCACUGAUGUCCAUGGCUUGGUUUCUGAGCUGUUUAGAUGAAGAGUUAAAUACAAACAAUACAAAGUCACACACUCCUGUCGAGAAUUCUGUAGGAAUACCACUGAUUGGUUAAUACUUUUAUUAGUUUGAUACAAACAUGAAAUACAUAGGCAACUGUCGAAUAACUUAAAAACGUUUUUGUACAAUGAUGAACACAUACCAUACAUGUGCACACACAAAACAGGACAAAACAAAGGGGGAGGGGGAUGAACUCAAGUUCAGUCUGAGACUGAGCAGUUUUUUGGUCAUUUUGACAAGUCUUGACAACCUCACAAUUACAAGGGCUAUUUUAUGGCAGCAAGCAUGCAAAGCUGGAUUUAAGUUCCAGACAUGAGUGGCUCUCUCUUUCAGCUAUCUUGGAAGCGUUGCUUUGUUAAUUCCAGUAAGUAACGACAAACGCGUGACCGGUCCAACAAACCACAUUUACAUGUCAUUCCUAGUGUUGAUCCUUCAUAUUGUGUAGCUAAGAAAGGCUGGAGAAAUUUAUGAAAAAUUAAAAACAUUUGCUUGCAACCCAAA
Molecule: messenger RNA, 3508 nt
Organism: Acanthaster planci (crown-of-thorns starfish)
Lineage: Eukaryota; Metazoa; Echinodermata; Asteroidea; Valvatida; Acanthasteridae
Product: legumain-like
Biological process (GO): vacuolar protein processing
Molecular function (GO): cysteine-type endopeptidase activity
Source: RefSeq, a predicted model, not a curated record